AUGCAGGUUGAAGUUGCAGAACCUUUGACCAAACUUGGUCUCGAGUUCCCCGACAUCUACCUUGGGUGUUACCGGAAAUCUAGACAGGGUCCUAUCAUCAUCUGCUUGAAAGGAAAGGACAAUGCACGGAUUGAUUUAGCCAUACAGGCUUUAUCCAAGAGAUUCAAGGAAGGUGUAUUCGUAGACAUGAAAUAG
Messenger RNA from Eruca vesicaria subsp. sativa (arugula), 195 nucleotides. Lineage: Eukaryota; Viridiplantae; Streptophyta; Magnoliopsida; Brassicales; Brassicaceae. The record is from the annotation of a GenBank genome assembly.